AAGGAGGAUCUACUGACGUGAAGUGAGUUGCAGAGUGUGCCGGCUCGUGUCGUCGGUGGAUGUCUUACUAGCCGAGCAUCGAAGGCGCCGGCAAGGAUGGUCGACUCCGCGACUUGUCGAAACGCUGGACGCAGAACUUUACAGAGCCGAGCAGUAUGGCGCCCUCUGCUCGUCCGGCUUCGAGUGGACAGAUUGCAUCGCUGAGCGACGAAACCAAGUACGUGCGCAAGGAAGAGCAGCUCACCCAGCUCGUCCGUCAAGUUGAAGAGACCAAUGCUAGGAUACAGAUCGCCAUACUGGAAAAGAAAAAAGCGAUACAGCGUAUGCGCAUAGAACGGAGUAUACUUUAUUCACACCUCGAGCAGCAACGGGAACGAGCAGCAGGCAAGGCGCCUCAGUAA
This is a messenger RNA of Mixia osmundae IAM 14324, 401 nucleotides long. RefSeq lists its product as uncharacterized. Lineage: Eukaryota; Fungi; Basidiomycota; Mixiomycetes; Mixiales; Mixiaceae. The record is from RefSeq and is a predicted model, not a curated record. The transcript has 5 exons. Bases 156 to 401 code for a protein of 81 amino acids.